AUUUUUGUUUAUAUGCAUAGUUAAUAUUACAAGUUCCUUUCGCAUUUUAUAGUUUUUUCGCUUAAAAAUUGAAAUUAUAAAAUAAUUAAAAUGAUAACUUUUAAAGAAGAUGUUGAUUUAACUGGAUAUAGCGUUAUAAUUCCUAGCAUUUGUGUAGGAAAUGUUGCUCAACUAGCUGUAGAUCUAAUAAUAGCUACGCUGGAAAUGAAAAGAAUAGGAAGUGGUUAUCAUAAUGCUUGUAUGCCAAUAAUGGGCCCACCGGCUUAUCAUCACGAUAACACAAAAACUGUAUCCUUAGAAUUAUAUCAAGAUGCUGAAAAGAAAUUAGUGGUAUUUCAAUUAAGAUCACCAUUAGUUUCCGUUUAUAUUGAUGAAUUUCACAAGGAUUUAUUAAAAUUUAUUACGACUAAUAAAAUAUCAAAAGCUUAUAUUUUGAGUAGCAGUCAUGCUUAUGAAAGACAUGAUGUUAAUAGUUCACUUUUUGCUUAUAUGCAAAGUGGAGAAUUUAUAAAUGAAAAUUUGGAUCAAUACUCAUGGCAGAAAUAUAAUAAAAAAAUUAUUUUUGGUGGUGGAAAUGCUAAAAAACUUUUUGAUGAAUGUAUUAAUUCAAAUAUUCCUGCAUUUUUAUUAUUUAAUUAUGUUUCUGAAGGAGAUAAUUCAGUUGAAGCUUCACAAUUGGUUGGUGAAAUAAGUAAAGUUGUAAAUUUAUUUGAAAAAGAUGUAAAUGUUAAAUUAGUUAUACCAAUAUCAUGGCAAUUUUUAUUCGGGAAUAGUAUUCCAGAUUUAAUUUUUUAAUUUAUAAUAUGUAAAUAAAUUUAAAAUAUGAAAGAUAUAUUUUUUAAUGUUUGAUUUUUCUAUUAUGAACUAGAAUAAGUUAUUUGUUUAAAAAAGUGUAUAUCAAUUUCUCGGAAUAAAUUUAUCAAUGUCAU
Condylostylus longicornis is the source of this 929-nucleotide messenger RNA. RefSeq names its product proteasome assembly chaperone 2. Gene Ontology annotation, cellular component: cytosol; nucleus. The record is from RefSeq and is a predicted model, not a curated record. NCBI's taxonomy places the organism in Eukaryota, Metazoa, Arthropoda, Insecta, Diptera, Dolichopodidae. The transcript is spliced from 2 exons. Gene Ontology annotation, biological process: proteasome assembly. The coding region runs from base 91 to 795 and encodes 234 amino acids.